This is a messenger RNA of Varanus komodoensis (Komodo dragon), 1032 nucleotides long. RefSeq names its product H6 family homeobox 3 (gene HMX3). The record is from RefSeq and is a predicted model, not a curated record. Gene Ontology annotation, biological process: regulation of transcription by RNA polymerase II. Lineage: Eukaryota; Metazoa; Chordata; Lepidosauria; Squamata; Varanidae. The coding region runs from base 1 to 1032 and encodes 343 amino acids. Gene Ontology annotation, molecular function: DNA-binding transcription factor activity, RNA polymerase II-specific; RNA polymerase II transcription regulatory region sequence-specific DNA binding. Gene Ontology annotation, cellular component: nucleus. The transcript has 2 exons.
AUGCCGGAGACUGGACAGGACGCCGCCAGCAAUCAAGCGCCGCCGCCGCCGCCGCCGCCGCCGUCGCAGCCCAAAGAGUCGCCCUUCUCCAUCAAGAACUUACUCAAUGGGGACCAUCCCAAGGCAUCUCCCAAGCAGCCCCGGCCGCUCUUCCCCCCGGCCGCCAAGGGGGCCCUGGAGGGGGCUGGCUUCGCUCUUUCGCAAAUGGGCGAUCUCGCCUUCCCACGCUUCGAGAUCCCGGCUCAGAGGUUUGCUCUGCCUGCUCACUACCUGGAGAGGUCCCCUGCCUGGUGGUAUCCAUACAGCCUGACCCCCGCGGGAGGUCACCUGCCUAGGCCAGAAGUUUCCGUGGACAAAGCGCUGCUCAGAGACUCUUCGCCGGCCUCGGCGGGCACGGACAGGGACUCCCCGGACUCGCCCUCGCUCAAGGCCGAGCGCGACGCCAAGGAGCUCGACUCCAAGAGCCCCGACGAGAUCAUCCUGGAGGAGAGCGACGCGGAGGAGGCCAAGAAGGAGGAGGAGAGCGGCGCCGAGGACUGGCCCAGGCGCGAGGCGGGCGGCGGCGGCGGCGGCGGCAGCCCCGAGAAGAAGCCGGCGUGCCGCAAGAAGAAGACGCGCACCGUCUUCUCGCGCAGCCAGGUCUUCCAGCUCGAGUCCACCUUCGACCUGAAGCGCUACCUGAGCAGCUCCGAGCGCGCCGGCCUGGCCGCCUCGCUGCACCUGACCGAGACGCAGGUCAAGAUCUGGUUCCAGAACCGGCGCAACAAGUGGAAGCGGCAGCUGGCCGCCGAGCUGGAGGCCGCCAACCUGAGCCACGCCGCCGCGCAGCGCAUCGUCCGCGUGCCCAUCCUCUACCACGAGAACGCCGGCCCCGACGGAGGGGGCGGCGGCGGCGGCGGCGGGGGCGGCGGCGGCGGGGGCGGCCCGGCGGCGGCCAGCGCCCCCGUCAGCCAGCCCCUGCUCACCUUCCCGCACCCCGUCUACUACUCGCACCCCGUGGUCACCUCGGUGCCGCUCCUGCGGCCCGUCUGA